Chironomus riparius is the source of this 615-nucleotide messenger RNA. The record is from the annotation of a GenBank genome assembly. Lineage: Eukaryota; Metazoa; Arthropoda; Insecta; Diptera; Chironomidae.
AUGUCAGCAUCGUUGUCAAUAUCGUCGAUUUCAUCGAAAAAUGACAAUUCAUUUUGUCGGAUUUGUUACUCAUUCUCAUCAUACGAUCUGAUACGAGUGCCAUGCAACUGCAAAAAUUCAAUUGGAUAUGUGCACAGGAAUUGUUUGAGACGAUGGAUUCGAGCUAUAAACAAUAGCUUUUGUGAGAUAUGUCAGACGGAAUAUACAAGAAAUAUUGUUUUUCCACAACGUCGUUCAUUACAGGACAUGCUUCUUACAUUCAUCGAUGAACCACUCACGGCCAUUUUAAGAUUUGCAACAAAUUUAUUGUGUGUAACUGGAAUCGGAUAUUUCAUUGUCCGGAAGCUGUUCAUCAUUUACGAGCCAUUUGAGAAUGAAAUGGUCGAUGCAGGCGACAUUACAAUAAACAGCUUUCAAAGAGAAUACCAAUUUUUGAGCAUAGCUGUCCUUAUAACAGGAUUUCUAUCCUACAUUCAUUUGGCAAAAUUAACAGUGGUGAGCUUCCGGGAGCUUUUAUCAACUUUACAUAAUUGGUGGGAUCGAGGUCGAUUCACAUUUUCGCUAUCAAAUGCGUACGUUGACGACAAUAAUAAUAAUGAUGAUGAUGUCGAUUAA